Messenger RNA from Diabrotica virgifera virgifera (western corn rootworm), 516 nucleotides. RefSeq lists its product as uncharacterized. Bases 84 to 482 code for a protein of 132 amino acids. Lineage: Eukaryota; Metazoa; Arthropoda; Insecta; Coleoptera; Chrysomelidae. The record is from RefSeq and is a predicted model, not a curated record. The transcript is spliced from 3 exons.
GAAAAUGUUAAUCCUUUAAAAUAUCCCCCCUUAUAAAAAUUAAGUAUAUAUACAACAUACAACAACUGCCAUAAUAUAUUGUGAUGACAGAAAUAUAUUUGUUCUCUAAAGCAAUUUUCUUCUUCAAAACCAAAAUGUUUUCAACUGUUUUCAAAAUGUUUUUGUUGGUUGCAGUAUUAAUAUUGGUUACCCUUUCACCAUCCAGUGCAGAUAAUUAUAACAAAUGUCCAGAAACCAGCCAUGAACGAUACCUAAUUUACCAGAAUACUUUAAAGGGGAGAGUUAUCCAUGUACGCAUUCCAGGAACGGGUUUCUUUCACGCUCCAAUCACUUGUCUUCAGGUAACCGACAUAAAUGAGAGUUUUAGUACACCAGUUAUAGAAGAAGGUGGAUAUGGAAAGGAGUAUGUAGUUUUACGAAUUGACCCAGUUCAAUCAGGAGAACAACUGCAGUACGAUGUUCAGAUUUAUGUUGACCAAUAAUCAAGUUAUCUUUAAAUAAAUUUUUUGGUCUGUA